Brettanomyces nanus is the source of this 1002-nucleotide messenger RNA. RefSeq lists its product as uncharacterized. NCBI's taxonomy places the organism in Eukaryota, Fungi, Ascomycota, Pichiomycetes, Pichiales, Pichiaceae. The transcript has a single exon. Gene Ontology annotation, biological process: dehydro-D-arabinono-1,4-lactone biosynthetic process. Bases 1 to 1002 code for a protein of 333 amino acids. Gene Ontology annotation, molecular function: D-arabinose 1-dehydrogenase [NAD(P)+] activity. The record is from RefSeq and is a predicted model, not a curated record. Gene Ontology annotation, cellular component: cytosol.
AUGUCUCUCAAUCUUCCGAAGGUUUCUGGAAAGUUAUCUGGGAUUUCUCCCCUAAUCAUAGGAGGCGCAGUUUUUAACGUCCAGUACAACGACGAUCCUGCUUCUUUACCAAUUAAAGAUCUGUUAUUGGCUGGUUUCAAAAAGGGAAUUAACGCGAUUGAUACUUCUCCUUAUUAUGGUUCCUCAGAAAGUCUUUUGGGUUCCGCAUUAAUACAGUUAGUAGAUGAAGAAAAGCUUAUCACUAGAGAUAACUAUUACAUCUGCACUAAAGUGGGCAGAAUUCAAUUGGACGAAUUUGAUUACAGUCCUGAAUGGAUCAAGAAAUCGAUUACAAGAUCCUUACGGAGACUGAAUACCAAAUAUUUGGAUGUUGUCUACCUUCAUGAUAUUGAAUUUGUUGAAACAGAAAAGAUAUACACUGCUUUAAAAGCUCUUAUGGAGUUGAAAAGAGAAGGCCUCAUCCAUUACGUAGGCAUCUCUGGCUAUCCGGUCAAUUUCUUAUACCAUAUUGCGACUACUGUUCAAAGCAUUCCUGAAAUAGGCCCUCUAGAUUUGGUGUUAAGUUAUUGUAACAUGUGUCUUCAAAACGCACUACUCUUUGAUUACUACGACAAAUUUAUGGAGAACACUGGAAUCAAACUCUUGAACAAUGGUUCAAUUCUUUCGAUGUCAUUGCUCAGGAACCAGGAAACUAGGUCAUUUCAUCCUGCUUCUGAAACUUUGAAAGAUUGUUGCGACAAACUGGCAAAACUCCUUGAAAAGGAUUAUCAUGUAGAUUUGGCUGAAUUGGCCACUAGAUUUGCUAUUAGACGCUGGUUAAAAAAGGAAGGAAAAACUGUCUUGGGUGUCUCUACUCUGGGAGAACUCGAAAGUGCCUGGGAUCAGUAUCAACUUGUCUUGUCUAAGAAGUUGGAUACUCAGGAUGCCAAGCUAAUCGAUAUAUCACAGAGUUAUUUAGGAGGACACAUGAACGAGACAUGGCAAAGUGGAAUUGAUCAUUAG